AAAGAUUGAAUGCAGUUUACAGCUUCUUAUUAGACUCCGCCCUUAUGGAACCCGUGGAACUAGCAUCUUGGAAACAGAAGCAGGCAAAGAACCAACAGGCAGGAAAAGGGGGUUGGACUUUAUAUAGCCAAUGAAAACUUUAGAAGACAACAGAAGACAACAGAGUCCACAAUCCUCAUACAGAGUGCAGUGAAGAUCCCUACUGAUCUUAUGCAUUACAGGUACAUACGGUGUCAGGAAUCUCAGGCUGAGUUCUUCUGCCAGUUACAAAGGCCCUGAACAACUACAAAUCAAGGAUCUAGAGGCAUGGCUGUGACAAAUUUCCACUAUAUCACCCGGAUGAGCAGUGGUUUCAAAGUUUACAUUCUAGAAGGUCAGCCACACCUGAGGAGCGAGGACCGGUUUCGUCACAUAACCAGUGACAGAAUCAGAGUGACUCCUGCUCACCCGUUCAAACACCGACACAGUUCAGAACAAGGACGGACACUGGAGGAGAGAAGAGAGAAGGCCCUCAGCAAGAGUCUGGCCAGUGCUAACAGGACAUCAUCACGGUUCAACAAGCUGGAGAGUCCUACAUCCACUUGGAGCCCCACAGCAAGUCCAACUCACCAAAUCUCCAAUACAGUUAUGGAUGAGCCGCUUGCCCUUAUUAAGAAAAUGCACCAGGAGACAGAGGAGACAGAAGACAAAAACAGAAAAACUCCAGUGAGACACUUACAGGUUCGGCCCUCAGUGAUCACAUGCGUCUCAUCAACAAAGGCAGCCUGUAUGCCGAUAGACUGUUGCAAGCACUCCACUGUUAUGAUGCAGCACAGGUAUGAUAAUGUUGAGGAACAUUUCCAGCGGAGCCUUGGGGUGAACUAUCAAAAAGGUUCCUCUAAGCAAAUCUCCAUAAGUGUGUCUGUUGAUGACCAUUUUGCCAAGGCUCUUGGAGAAAAGUGGCUACAACUCAAAGCAUCCUCUUCUGCUUGCAGUUCAUCUUCCACACUGUCAACAUCAUCUUCACGUCUAACCUGUAAUCCCACAGUUAUCGACUCGCCUGGUUAUGGCCAAAGCCCUAAACGAGCACGCAAGGAUUCUUUCAGUCCAACUACAGCCCCUGCCAGCAUGUGGCCAGGGAAAUGAAACUUGUCUAAAUACAUACUGGACUUUUACAUAGAACCACAAGUUGGGUGUUCACAGUGAUGUGUUAUCACUGCAGCUAAAUAAAAUGCCAAGAACAUGCAGUUAAA
This is a messenger RNA of Clarias gariepinus (North African catfish), 1232 nucleotides long. RefSeq names its product vestigial like 4 like (gene vgll4l). Gene Ontology annotation, molecular function: transcription coactivator binding. Gene Ontology annotation, biological process: negative regulation of DNA-templated transcription. NCBI's taxonomy places the organism in Eukaryota, Metazoa, Chordata, Actinopteri, Siluriformes, Clariidae. Bases 307 to 1125 code for a protein of 272 amino acids. The transcript has 5 exons. The record is from RefSeq and is a predicted model, not a curated record.